Messenger RNA from Daphnia magna, 384 nucleotides. RefSeq names its product proteasome assembly chaperone 3-like. NCBI's taxonomy places the organism in Eukaryota, Metazoa, Arthropoda, Branchiopoda, Diplostraca, Daphniidae. The transcript is spliced from 3 exons. Gene Ontology annotation, biological process: proteasome assembly. The record is from RefSeq and is a predicted model, not a curated record. Bases 1 to 384 code for a protein of 127 amino acids.
AUGGAAGGUGUAGCGGGAAGAUUUCCCGUCCAGACCAAAGCUGAAACAAUCGAGAUUAACGGAAAAGCUACAGAAGUUGUUAUUUCAAAGUUUAGCGACAAGUUAUUCAUUAUCCUUACACAAUACGGCAAGGUUGGUAAUUUAGUUGAAGUACGCCGAGACGUAGCGCAGAAAGAGGAUCCAUCCAGUGCUGUUUACGGUGUUCGAGUUUUACUCGGCCGAGACGACGAAGAAAUCCACGUUGCGGCGCGUUUCUUGGUGAACUUCAUUUCGACACCUCACAGCAUAUUGUUUGCUCUGUCGCUCAAAGACUAUCAGCCGAAAACUUUGCGCCAAAUUGGCGAAUUUCUUAAGCUCCACCCUUCGCUUGCAACAUCCUCUUAG